Messenger RNA from Drosophila mauritiana, 528 nucleotides. RefSeq names its product calmodulin. Bases 62 to 508 code for a protein of 148 amino acids. The transcript has a single exon. The record is from RefSeq and is a predicted model, not a curated record. NCBI's taxonomy places the organism in Eukaryota, Metazoa, Arthropoda, Insecta, Diptera, Drosophilidae. Gene Ontology annotation, molecular function: calcium ion binding.
ACGCCUACAUAUAAACAGAGAAAUAUACAACUCUUCCGAGAAACAUAAUAUACCAGCUAAGAUGGAGGAUAUUUCGCACGAGGAGCGAGUCCUGAUCCUUGACACCUUCCGCAUUUUGGACAAGGACAACGAGGGCGCCAUAACUUCUAAAGAGAUGGCGGUGGUGAUUCGCGCCCUGGGUCGCCAGCCCAACGACGCCGAGGUUCAGUCCAUGAUCAAUGAGGUGGAUUCGGAGGGAAACGGAUCCAUCGUGGCUACGGAGUUCUGCAAUGUGAUUCUGCGCAAGAUGCGCGACACCAACCACGAGGACGAGCUGCGCGAAGCUUUCCGAAUUUUCGACAAGGAUAACAAUGGCUACAUCACCACCACCGAGCUAAAAAAUGUGUUUACGUCGCUGGGCGUGAAGCUUAGCGACGACGAGUUGGAAGAAAUAGUACGCGAGUACGACUUGGAUCAGGACAAUCAUAUAAAUUACGAAGAGUUCGUCAACAUGAUGACAAUGCGAUAGCCUCCAUGUGAGUACUAGCU